Messenger RNA from Vicia faba (fava bean), 3075 nucleotides. Lineage: Eukaryota; Viridiplantae; Streptophyta; Magnoliopsida; Fabales; Fabaceae. The record is from the annotation of a GenBank genome assembly.
AUGUCAUCGGAGCCGUUGAUUCAACCUUCGGAUAGAGCGUCAUCAUCGUCCCAGCAAUGCGGCGAACCUCCGAGGAUUUUCGAGGACCUGCCAAAAGCCAGUAUCGUAUCCGUUUCGCGGCCGGAGACCGGUGAAAUAAGUCCGAUUCUCCUUUCGUAUACAAUUGAGUUGCAGUAUAAACAGUUCAAGUGGCGUUUGAGGAAGAAAGCAUCACAAGUUCUCUAUUUACAGUUUGCAUUGCGGAAACGUGCAAUAAUUGAAGAAUUUCAUGACAAGCAAGAACAGGUAAAAGAGUGGCUUCAUAGCUUAGGAAUAGUAGAUCAAACAGUAAUGGUGCAAGAUGAUGAAGAACCUGAUGAUGGAGAUGUACCAAUACAUCAUGAAGACAGUGUUAAAAACAGAUAUGUCCCAUCAGUUGCUGCCCUAUCAAUAAUUCGUCCGUCACUAAGGGGCCAGCAGUCGGUUGCAGACAGAGCCAAAGUUACAAUGCAGAAUUAUUUGGAUCUCUUUUUAGGAAACCUAGAGAUUGUGAAUUCUCGAGAGGUCUGCAAGUUUUUGGAGGUCUCCAAGCUAUCUUUUUUACAAGAGUAUGGUCCAAAAUUGAGAGAGGGAUAUGUAACUGUGAAGCAUUUGUUAAAUAUUUCUCAGGAUUCAGAUGUAUGGGCUGUUUUGAAACCUGGGUUUUUGGCCUUGCUGGAUGAUCCCUUCAAUAACAAGCCACUGGAUAUAAUUAUGUUUGAUGUCCUUCCAUCCUCACCCGGAAAAGGAGAGACCAAAAUAUAUUUAGCUGAACCUAUAAAGGAACGCAAUCCUUUGCGUUACACAUUUAAGGUUACUAGUGGAAACAGAAGUAUAUGCUUGAGAACUAUCAGCAGUGCUAAAGUUCAAACUUGGGUUACUGCAAUUAAUGAAGCUGGUCUAAGACCUAUGGAGGGUGGGUGUUGUCCUCAUCGCUUUGGUUCAUUUGCUCCCAUAAGAGGUUUGACUGUAGAUGGGAGCCAAGCCCAAUGGUUUGUAGAUGGAGAAGCAGCAUUUGAAGCAAUUGCUUCUUCAAUUCAAGAUGCAAAAUCAGAGAUCUUCAUAACAGGUUGGUGGCUGUGCCCAGAGCUAUACCUGAGGCGGCCUUUUGAUAGUUUUCCUACCUGUAGGUUAGACUCUUUAUUGGAAGAAAAAGCUAAACAAGGGGUCCAGAUCUAUGUGCUUCUCUACAAGGAGGUUUCUAUAGCUUUGAAAAUCAACAGCUUGUACAGUAUGAGAAGACUGCUAAAAAUUCAUGAAAAUGUGAGGGUAUUACGCUCUCCCGACCAUUUUGCUUCUCGUGUGUAUUUAUGGUCGCACCAUGAAAAGCUUGUAAUUAUUGAUUACAAGGUUUGCUUUCUUGGAGGAUUAGACUUAAGCUUUGGACGAUUUGACACACCUGAACACAAAGUGGGUGAUAGCCCUUCUGUAAUAUGGCCCGGAAAGGACUAUUACAAUCCAAGAGAAUCUGAACCAAACUCAUGGGAAGACACCAUGACAGAUGAAUUCGAUCGCCAAAAAUAUCCACGUAUGCCAUGGCAUGAUGUCCAUUGUGCUCUCUGGGGACCUCCCUGCCGUGACAUUGCUCGGCACUUUGUUCAACGUUGGAAUCAUGCUAGGAGAACUAAAGCUCCAAAUCAACAUGAAAUUCCUUUACUUAUGCCUCACCAUCACAUGGUCAUCCCACAUUACAUGGGAAGAAGCAAAGAGAUUGACAUUGAUGAUAAGAAAGAUGAAGACAACAAAAAAGAAAUUGACAGGCAGGAUUCAUUCUCCUUACAAUCUCCAUUGCAAGAUAUACCGUUACUUUUACCUCAAGAAGCUGAUGGAGCAGUUACUUCAAACGGAGAUGAUAGAAAUUCCAGUGAAAGUUCUCCAUUAUUGUCUCAAAAUCUGGCAGAUGAUUGGUGGGAAACACCUGAAAGUGCCAAUGACGCCUCUACUUUGGAAUAUGAACAAGUUGGCCCACGUACUACUGGUCACUGUCAGGUAAUCAGAAGUGUAAGCCAGUGGUCUGUUGGAGCAAGUCAACCUGAAGAAAGCAUUCACACUGCAUAUUGUUCUCUUAUUGAAAAGGCAAAGCAUUUUAUUUACAUUGAGAACCAAUUUUUCGUAUCAGGUCUAGCAAUGGAUGACACUAUACAGAACCGUAUUUUGGAAGCAAUAUACAGGCGUAUUUUGCAAGCUCACAAAGAACAGGAAGACUUUAGAGUUAUAAUUGUGAUGCCCCUCUUGCCUGGCUUCCAGGGUGGUCUGGAUGAUAGUGGUGCUGCAACUGUGAGAGCCUUGACACAUUGGCAGUACAGAACAAUUUCUAGAGAAAAGCACUCCAUAUUACACAAUCUUGAAGCUAUUCUUGGUCGUAAGACACAUGACUAUAUUUCCUUUUAUGGUCUAAGAUCUCAUGGUAGGCUUUACCCAGAUGGUCCUAUGGCUACAAGUCAGGUAUAUGUGCACAGUAAGUUGAUGAUAAUUGAUGACCGUGUAGCUUUGAUUGGAUCAUCUAAUAUAAAUGACCGGAGUUUGCUUGGAUCAAGAGAUUCUGAGAUUGGAGUGGUUAUAGAGGACAAAGAAUAUGUUGAAUCAUUGAUGAAUGGAAAGCCAUGGAAGGCUGGUAAAUUUUCCCAUAGCCUCCGCUGUUCCCUGUGGUCUGAACAUCUUGGUCUUCAUACUGGAGAGAUUAAUAAAAUCAAUGAUCCAGUGGCAGAUUCAACUUACAAGGAUUUGUGGUCAGCAACUGCAAAGGAAAAUACUAGAAUAUACCAUGAAAUCUUUUCUUGCAUUCCCAAUGAUCAGAUACACUCAAGAGCCACACUUCGGCAAAGCAUGGUCCACUGGAAAGAAAAACUUGGCCAAACCACCAUUGAUUUGGGAAUAGCCCCUGACAAGUUAAUCUGUCACGAAAAUGGAGAAAGAAAAAUAAUAGACCCAAUAGAUAGAUUGAAGUGUAUAAAGGGACAUCUUGUUUCCUUUCCUUUGGAUUUCAUGUGCGAGGAAGAUUUAAGACCAGCUGUUAUUGAAAGUGAGUUUUAUGUAUCGCCUCAAGUGUAUCAUUAA